Trichobilharzia szidati is the source of this 3835-nucleotide messenger RNA. NCBI's taxonomy places the organism in Eukaryota, Metazoa, Platyhelminthes, Trematoda, Strigeidida, Schistosomatidae. The record is from the annotation of a GenBank genome assembly.
CAAGAUCGAGAAAUUUACAAGACAGGCUUUUCUGGCCUCGACUGUAUGAGAAGAGAUGGCAAACUAUGUGAUAUUACUUUGAUUGCUGAUGGCGAUAGAUUCACUGCUCACAAAGUCGUUUUAGCUGCUACUAUUCCAUUUUUCAAUGGAAUGUUCCUAAGCAAUAUGUCAGAAUCUGUUAAGAGUGAAGUAUCCAUCCAUGGGAUAGAUGCAUGGUAAUUUUAAAAAUUGCUAAUUUUUGCCCAGUGCUUUAGAAGCAUUUAUUAGUUAUGCCUACACUGGUGUGGUGCAAAUCACACCACGUAAUGUUCAGUCUAUUUUGAUUGGGGCUAAUUUUCUGCAACUUAAUAGUGUCCGAAAUAUAUGUUGCCGGUAUAUCAGUGAAAGGUUGACUGUUGACAUAGUCCUGCCAAUGAGAAGUCUAGCUCAAAGUUUCCUAUGUACAGAUCUAGUAUCUUCCUGUGAAGCAUAUAUUUAUAAAAACUUCGAAGCUGUAGCCCGAACAAGUUCAUUUUUCAAUCUCGAUGGAGCUGAAUUACUGGAAUUAUUGGACUCAGAUGAACUGCGUGUCAGCAGCGAAGAACGACUUUUUCAUAUUGUUAUGUCAUGGGUUGAAUUCGACAUGAAACCGAAAGUCAGUGUUGAUACAAAUUCUGUCACAUCAGAAUCUGUUAACUUGAUUGAAUUCUCUGAUAAUCGUAAUGCUGCUGCUAAUCCAGACUCAAAAAAACCACCAUUUAGCUCUAAUGCUGAUGACUGUCGAACAUCAUACUCCAGUGGAUCUUUACCUUCUUUACAUCACUCAUUGGAUCUCAAUUCUCCUCCUCAGGUAUUCAGUAAUAAGCCUCAAAUACCUCGUACUGAAUUUCUUCCGUGUUUAUUGAGACGCAUCAGAUUCCCACUUAUUCCAGUCAAUUAUAUUUUCUCUGUUAUUUCUCGGCAUGAACUUAUUCGUCAAGAUAUACGUUGUAGAGAUAUUUUAGACGAAGUACGUGAUAUGCUUCUAAUGCCAGGACAGACACCGAAAAACUUUAUUUGCCGACCACGAAAAUGUCAGGAUGUAUUCGGUGUUAUUUAUGCCGUUGGCGGGUUAACUGCAGAUUUUGAAUGUCACGGAGUUGUUGAAACAUAUCAUCCUUCAUAUGGUCGUUGGGAAUUAUCAGAGAGUAUGAUCUCAAAACGUAGUCGUAUUGGAGUAGUUGCAUUGAAUGGACUAUUAUAUGCUAUCGGAGGUUUCGAUGGAUCUUCAAGACUAAAUACAACAGAAGUGUAUAAUCCAAAAACUAAAAAGUGGAAAACCUUAGCACCAAUGAUUUGUCGACGUAGUGCUGCAGGAGCUGCUGCACUUGACGGACAUCUGUAUGUCUGUGGUGGUUAUAAUGGACAGACCUCGUUACGUACAUGUGAAAUGUAUAACCCAGAAAAAGAUAUGUGGCAGUUAAUACCAAGUAUGAAUGAACCAAGAUCUGCUGGUGGUCUUGUUGCACUCGACGGUCGUCUUUACGCCAUUGGUGGACAUAAUGGGUUAGCAGUCUUCUCAACAGUUGAAUGUUACAACAAAAGUUUAAGUGUCCCCGUAAAACGUUUACCGUCUUCUCGAUGUGAUACUACUACUGCUGUUGCUGCGCAUACACCAACCAUUCAACAGAAUCAUAAUACUAGUUGGUAUUUAGUUGCCAGUAUGUUACACCGUCGAUGUAGACAUGGUGCAGCAGUGUUUCGUGACCGUAUUAUUGUCGCUGGUGGUUAUGAUGGUUCUUCAUUUCUUCAAAGUGUUGAAAUGUUCGAUCCUACAACCGGUCCUGAUCCCAAUGGUUUUCAUGGCCAAUGGACUGAAAUAUCAUGUCUGUCAGUUCCUCGUUCACGUGUUGGACUAGCUGUAACUGCUGGUUGCCUGUAUGCUAUAGGUGGAUACGAUGGGACAAAACAACUACGCACAGUUGAAUGUUUUAGACCGUCUACGCAUCAACAUGACUAUGAAUUACCAAGUGAAUAUUUCCAUUCAAAGCAUAAUACAUUAUCUGACAUGUUGUAUAAACCUGGGACUUCUACAACGACUGGUUUCGAUAGCUACAGUGGAUGUACCACCCGCACUCGUAGCGGUACCAGUCGUAUUACUCCGGAAAUGGCUAAAUUUCUUUCUAGCGCUGCUGAUAAUUUAUUAUGUUCUAAUAAUUCUGAUAUCGAGUCAGUUUCUUCAUUUAAUUCAACUGAUAGUAGCUCGACACUUGGGCAUGGAAGAUAUCAGAUGAAUAUCAUGUCGGAGAAAUCAAAAUAUAGGCCAAAUAAUCCUAAACUGCCUAUCCCAUCCACUUCUGCUGCUGCUACUGCUACUGCCGGCAUCUGUGGUUCUGGUGGCGGUGGUGGUACUACUUCCUCCUCCUCAUCCUCCUCGAAUCCUUUCGCUGAUUGGCAAUGGUCUUUUGCACCACCGUUAAUUGCACAUGAAGGCUGGGUUGGUAUAUGUGUCCUGCCGGUGGAGCAAUCAUCCCCGAUAAACAACUGAAGUCAAUUGUGAAUUGAAUCGAAUCGAAAUGAACUUGUAAAUAGUCAUAGUCUCUCUUCUCUUCAGUAAUCACCUUACCAAAGGAUAGAUAGAUUUAUAUAUAUAUAUGCAUAAAUGUUAAAUCAGUUGACUGUAUAAAGCCGGUUUUUCAGUGAGAGAUAAACAUUUGUCUUCACGUGUGUGUAUGACUCUUCAGUUGCAUUGCUUAUAUUGACUAAGCACCAUCUUUUUCUCAAUUCUGUGCAAUACUAUAUAUAUACCUCAUGUACUACACAAUGUGUUAACUGUGCACAGCUUUUCUGAUGAAUUCAUCAAUUCUUUCGGUAUGAUAAAUGCCUUUUCUUCUUCUGCCUCUUGUUACCUGUGUUGUCUGUGUACCUCGUAUAGGUGCGAUAGUUGGUCGAUUGAUUAUUUCAUUUGUUUGUUACUUUAAUUUGUAGUCUUAUUCUCAGUUUUAUUUGUCUUUUUGUCCAAAGAAUGUAGUACUUCUUGUCUUUCUGUGUGUGUGUUUGUAGUCGUGAAGCAAUUACUGAUGUCAGUAGAGUACUUCUGGAAUCCUUCUAGAAGGGAAUGCGCUACCGUAACAGGCAGGGUUGAACUCUCUCUCUCUGUCAUUUACUGUGUACACUACUACUACUGCUACUCCUCCUAUAUGCAGUUGAGUUUUGUUAUGUCUUUCGUGCAUGCAUACAUAUGCUGUGUGGUAUUUUUUAGUUACCAGUAUAUUUAUUAUUCUCUACACUCAGACGCACAUACCCUUAUUACUUGUUCAUUUUGUUUUCACAAUGAAUGUCUGUCUUUCUGUUGCUCCUUUAUUUUUUUGUGUGUGUUUCCUAUAUCUAUAAUUCUUGUUAAGUAAGAGAGAGAGUCUUGUAAUACUUACUUUAUCAAUCAGUUAUGUUUUUUUUCGGCAUUCAAAGGGAAGCUUCUGAUGAAAAGGAGUGUAACACAAUUCUAUCCACUUUUAUUUAUUUGUGUCUCUAUCUUUCACUUUCCGUUGAGUAUCUGUGUUUGUGUGUGUGUGUUAGUGUGUAAGAGUUCUUCAAUGUGUUUUUUUUAAGUUAUUUCCUUCAAAUGCAUUUGUUGUUGUGUGUGUAGAGAGAUCUGUCCUUAUGCUAUAUAUAUAUAUAUAUAUUUUGAUAUUAUCAUCACUCAAUGUGAAUGAAUUAUAAAUAGGGAGGGAGGAUUGUUUUGAAAUUCUUUUUUUUUCAUUUCUGUGGCACACUGUUUUAAGUAGUAUAGUCGAGUUUAUUUUCAAUUUCGUUUCCUAUUUUUUUGUUGCCUGUACAAAAUAUAAACACUACUUUGGUUCUUGUUUUUUGGUUUUGU